This is a messenger RNA of Boleophthalmus pectinirostris (great blue-spotted mudskipper), 4506 nucleotides long. It is a transcript of the gene sema3fb, whose product is annotated as sema domain, immunoglobulin domain (Ig), short basic domain, secreted, (semaphorin) 3Fb. Gene Ontology annotation, biological process: semaphorin-plexin signaling pathway; negative chemotaxis; axon guidance. The transcript is spliced from 19 exons. Gene Ontology annotation, molecular function: chemorepellent activity; semaphorin receptor binding. NCBI's taxonomy places the organism in Eukaryota, Metazoa, Chordata, Actinopteri, Gobiiformes, Gobiidae. Bases 388 to 2811 code for a protein of 807 amino acids. The record is from RefSeq and is a predicted model, not a curated record.
CUUUAGCCGAGCAGCAGCCUGCACUACACGCUGCGUGCCUGGACCGCUCUGUGUCUCUCACACGGGACUUAGUUCCAACGCGCCACUUUUCCCACGAGAUGGUGAUCGUUUCCGUGCCACAGAGUGUGCUCCACACACGAUAACUACUGAAAUAGUUGUGUUUUAAUGACGUGUUUUCGCCCGGACUCUGUGCGAGGACUAAGGAAUAAUCAAAGUGCGCGCAGGUAGGCUACAGCCCUGUCCUGCGCUCAACUGGAUUUCUAUCUGGAGUGACUCUUUUGGGAAUGUUUUAUUAAAUGUUUUGUUGGACCGGACUGUACUUUUCCACACGUCAGUACUGACAAGAUUUUUUUCCUUGUACCAACUUUAGGAAACUUGAGGUCCACCAUGUAUCUGAGCAGUCUAUGGACAGUCCACACCAUUCUGGCCCUGUGUAGUUUGGCCUCAGGGAACAUCAUCACCACCGCCACCGCCACCACCAACCAAGUCAUCAGUGAUCCGCUCGCUGCACCCCGCGUCUUCAUCUCAUUCAAAGAGCUGAGGUCCACCGGCACUGCCCAUCACUUUGCUUUCCUCCUCAACACCACUGACUACCGCAUACUGAGGAUGGAUGAGGACCAUGACCGCAUGUAUGUCGGUAGCAAGGACCACAUCCUGUCUCUAGAUCUCCAUGACAUCAACAGGGAGCCUCAUAUUAUCCACUGGCCAGUGUCUGAACGCAGAAGGAUGGAGUGCCUUGUGAGUGGGAAGGAAGCCAACGAUGAGUGUGCAAACUUCAUCCGUCUGAUCGAGCCAUGGAACAGGACACAGCUGUACGUGUGCGGGACAGGAGCGUACAACCCUGUGUGUACUUUUGUCAACCGCGGACGCAAACCACAGAGCUCGAUGUAUCUGCAGAUGGCCCAGGCCCGGGGGAGGGCUAGCCGCGCAGCAGAGCCCAGCGCGGUGCACGAGACUCUGGGAAUAAAGGAGGAGAUCUUCCACUUGGAGCCAGGCAGAGUGGAAUCGGGGAAGGGAAAGUGUUCAUACGAUCCAAAACUCAACAGUGUGUCCGCCCUGAUCAAUGGGGAACUCUACGCGGGAGUCUAUGUUGACUUUAUGGGAACAGACUCGGCCAUUUUCCGCACUCUGGGGACCAAGACGGCCAUGAGGACAGAUCAGUACAACUCCAGAUGGCUUAACGAUCCCACAUUUGUUCAUGUGCACCUCAUCCCUGACAGCGCCGAAAGGAAUGACGACAAGCUGUAUUUUUUCUUCCGAGAGAAGUCUGCGGAGAUGGGCCAGAGUCCGGUGACCCAGUCGCGGAUUGGUCGCAUCUGCCUGAAUGACGAUGGAGGCCACUGCUGUCUGGUGAACAAGUGGAGCACCUUCCUGAAGGCCAGGCUCAUCUGCUCUGUCCCCGGGGCUGACGGCAUGGAGACACACUUUGAUGAGCUCCGAGAUGUUUACAUACAGCCAACACAGGACACAAAAAAUCCAGUCAUCUAUGGAGUGUUCUCUGUCUCCGGCUCUGUGUUCAAAGGCUCAGCAGUCUGUGUGUACUCUAUGGCUGACAUCCGCAUGGUCUUCAAUGGACCUUUUGCCCACAAAGAGGGUCCCAAUUACCAGUGGGUUGCCUAUACAGGAAAGAUUCCAUACCCUCGUCCUGGGACGUGCCCCGGAGGUACUUUCACUCCAAACAUGAAGUCAACUAAAGACUACCCCGAUGAAGUGAUCAACUUCAUGAGGAACCACCCAACCAUGUACAACUCUAUCUAUCCAGUGCACAAGCGCCCCCUGGUGGUUAGAACCAAUGUGGACUACGAGUUCACCACCAUCACAGUGGACCAGGUGACUGCAGCAGAUGGCAACUACGAAGUGCUCUUCCUGGGAACUGACAAAGGCACUGUGCAGAAGGUCAUUGUGCUGCCCAGAGAUGACCUGCAGACUGAGGAGCUGGUGCUGGAGGAAGUGGAAGUCUUUAAGGUGCCUACUCCCAUUACAACAAUGAAGAUCUCCUCUAAAAGACAACAGCUCUACGUGUCAUCUGCCAUCGGCCUGACCCAGCUGGCCCUGCACCGCUGUGAUGCGUAUGGGGAGGCGUGUGCAGACUGCUGCCUGGCCAGAGACCCUUACUGCGCCUGGGAUGGCAAAUCCUGCUCCCGCUACUCUUCCUCCCAGAAGAGACGAAGCCGGAGACAGGACGUCAGGUACGGGAACCCCAUACGCCAAUGCAGAGGAUUCAAUUCUAAUGCCAAUAAGAACACAGUGGAGAUGGUACAGUAUGGGGUGGAGGGCAGCAGCACAUUCUUAGAGUGCCAGGCGCGCUCCCCACACGCUCUGAUCAAAUGGCACCUGCAGAGAGACAACAGCGACCGGCGGAAAGAGAUGCGUUCAGAUGGACGGAUCCUCAAAACAGAGCAGGGUCUCCUCCUGCGCUCCCUGCAGCCCUCAGACUCUGGUCUGUACCAGUGCACAGCCACGGAAAAGAACUUCAAGCACACUUUGGUCAAGCUCCAACUGGUUGUGUUGUCAGGCCGCGCUGUCAACAACGCCUUGGUAGAGGUCGCUGGGGGUCUGGUGCCAUCCUCCCUCCACACCAGCACACAGUGGACCCCCAGCGCAGGGCAGUACAAGGACCUGUUGACCAUCCUGAGCCAGCCCGAGAUGAAUCUGAUCAACCAAUACUGUCAGGACUACUGGCAGUAUGGAGACCCGCUGAUGGGGGCACUCAAGGCCAAAGAUCUAAAGGAACUGAAGGAGCAGAAGAAACCACGCAACCGCCGACAUCACGGGGACCACCAGGAUGACGAGGACCAGACAGAGACAUGAGGAGGCGUUUAGAGACUUACUGUAUACUUCCUCUGUCCCGCCCCUUUACCCUGUGAAAACUGGGAGAGACUCGUAGCAAAAGAAAAAAGAUCAACUCCACAAUCAAACUGAGAAAAGAAAAAGCUUACAGAUACAACCCCAUACACUCAGAUAUAUGAUACGCAGUAUUUAUUGUAGGUUGUAUAUAUUACCAUCAGUGGAUUCUUUGUACUUAUAAAACAUGCUCUUUGUGUAUAGGUACCUUUUGGGGGCGAAUAUUAAUGUUAUUACUGUUGUUGGUUAUUUUAUUGUUGUUGCUGUUACUUCUUUGUCAACAUCAUGUGUCUCUGCACCAGUUGGGAGCGAGCUAAGGGGUGAUGGGAUAUGUAGUUUCCUGCUUGUUUUGGACUCGGGACCUUUUAAAUUGUGGAUGCAGUGGGACCCAGUGAUGCAGUGUGGUCAGAUGCAUGGACAUGGACUUAACACUGCAAAAUGACUGGAUUAUUAUGGAUCCAUGAGGAACAAGGCAUUUCUACAGAGACUGCAUUCAGCCUGCAAUAUAAAUGUGAUGUUUUGUGUUCUGAGUGAGAAGACUAACUGGGGAAUCAUGCAACAUCUGCCGGGAUGAAAAAUGACUUAAAGGGUCUGUGUGUAAUGUUUUAUUUUUACUUUUGUACUUCGAUGAUGGCCCAAAAAAGCUCUUAUUUCCUUUUUUUUGUAUGAUUAAAUGGAUUCCUCAGCAGCAUGAUCUGAGAAAAUGUACAAUGAUUACAUAUGGAGAAAAUACUUUGGUAAAAUCUAGUCCUGCUAAUUGAAAUAUAAAAAUGCAUAUAAUUCCCUUUGAGACUUAAAAAUGCAGGCAAAAAUACUAUACUUAGAAUAAUGUAACUACAACUAUUUGCAUUUUACAACAAUUUGAUUGGACCAACCUGUAACACCUUCCAUGGGUUUCACUGUCACUGUGUUAAUUUAACUUAAUUACAAUUCAAAGACAAAGGAUUGGCAAAAGUACUCAAAAUGGCGGCUUUAAAUACUAAACUGAAACCCAUGAAUAAGAUGAAUAAGUCAUCUGAUUGCUUUUAGAGGCAGCUAAAUUUUCAUACAUUUCUUUUGCCCCUUCUGCCACCAAGACCAGACUAAACAUUGGGGCAGAUCAGGCUAAUAUAGACAAUAUAUACUUUUCCAAAUGCAGAACUGUUACAAAGGUUGUCAAGGUUUUGCAUGAAGGGCAUUAUUCUUUUAAUUUAAAGGGAUGACAUAUAUGGAACAAGCACAACUAUAUAGCAGCUGAUGUUGGUGGAGACGACAAUGAAACUGGUGCUCAGACGGGACUGCAGCAUUAAACCUGAGCACAAGACAUAUUCCUGAUUCAAUUCCCUUGUGAAAAAUGCCCGUGUAUACAACAAAGCAUUGUAAAAAAAAAAAAAAUGUUGUGACUCUAACCAAAAUGUGGGGAAGCUGGCUUUCAUUGUGUGCAUGAACCUGUCCGAUGUGCUGUAGUUCUGAUCCUGUGUGCUCAUUGUUUUCAUUCAUGUCACAGGGACAUUCUUCAGUGAAAUGGGUGGAUCCGAUGCUUUAAGUGCACCACACACACCUCUGUACAUAGACAUAAACAGGAUGUGUCUUUUUAAGGUGUGUUGUUGUGUGUCGUCCGUGUGCAACGUGGAACAUUUGUGGCACAUAAUGUUGGAGAGAAAAUAAAGUAUUGUCUAUGGA